This is a messenger RNA of Thermothielavioides terrestris NRRL 8126, 1959 nucleotides long. RefSeq lists its product as uncharacterized. NCBI's taxonomy places the organism in Eukaryota, Fungi, Ascomycota, Sordariomycetes, Sordariales, Chaetomiaceae. The transcript is spliced from 4 exons. The record is from RefSeq and is a predicted model, not a curated record. Bases 1 to 1959 code for a protein of 652 amino acids.
AUGGGCGUUCUGUCUGGGGGCUGUUGGCUUGCCUGCGGCGCCGAGAAUCGGCAAGCGAGGGCAGCUGAGUUGCCUGUCGGUCUCUCCAACACAUUGCAUAUCAUGGCGUCAAAAUCUUCCGAGAUGGACUUCCUCAAUGACUACGAUGGCGGCAAGUCCCCGCAGGCUGCGCAACACCUCCAGUUACCGACGCACCGGGACUUUGCUAAGCCUCUCAGCGACGAUCAGCUUCAUGAUGCAACGGACCCUCAAUUCGACAGGGAAUGCCGUGGCUCGCUCAGUGGCAACAGGCCUUUUCUCGACACCGCUUACAGGCGAGUCGCACACCCGGCUCUCGACGAGGCCGUCUCUGAGAGCAAUAGGCUGGCGGCCUGGCGGUCAUGCCACAACGGACUCUUCCGCGCACGGCACGGGGAAUGGUUGGAUGGCGAAGACGUCUACUAUCUCGCCAACAGACUCUUGACGUGGUGUCAAGAGCAGCGACCAGCGCGCCUAGGCUCCAUCUCGCAGGGAAAGUGGUGGAUUCUCCCUGAGCAUUACAACCUGCUUGUUCGGGACCCAACCGCGGGCGGCUGGCAAGAAGAGGCUCCCGAGCUGGGGAGCGGACACUACUCUCCAGGAGCAGCAAACCUCCACAAAAAGGCGUUCGACAACGCCAAGAUCACCGUACACUUUGUACACUUCUCGGCGCACUGGGCUGUGCUGUUCUACCGGCGCUCGACCGGGCAGAGCUGGUACAUCGAUUCAAUGCCGGAGGGCGCCGCGUUCCGGAGCCGACAGGCGCGAGAGGCACUGAGGGACUGGCUUCAACGCUCAGGGAGGCCCAUCCCCGACCCCAAAGCAGACCACUUUCUGGAAGUAAAUCCCGAGCAAGAGGAUGAGUGGAGCUGCGGGAUCCAUGUAAUCGCCAAUGCCAUGGCAUUCAUCCGCUUCGAGGCCAUAGGAUGGCACAGGAUCCCUGAGUGGAGGCAGAAGAAGUCCAAGGAGGUGCGCAAGGCACUCGUCACAUGCCUGCAUCAGCUCAUGGGGCUGAAAAUUGACCCCGAGCAUAAAUCCCCCGGAUCGGCGAAAAGAGCGAAAAAGAGGAAGCGUGUGGCCGGCCUUCGAUCCACUGAGGCGGACAGCUCGGCUGCCACAGGACAGCAGGCAGGCCCCCAGAACCAGUCCGCAGGACAGCAGGCAGGCCCUCAGAUCCAGCCAUCCCCCAAACCCCAAGUAGUCCAGCCCCGGCAGAAGACGACGACGCCGGAAAAGCCUCCAGCAAGAAGGCCACCCACCCAGCCCAGCGAGCCCCAACCCGCCGCGCCCCCUCAGCAGGUGCUGGUGCAGGUACCAGAGACGUUCGGAGUCCGCAGAGCCCCGCCGGGCCGCGCGCUCGUCCGGGCCAUUCGCGCGCGCGCUGCGCGCGAUGUCGCGGCCCGCCUGGCCCAGCUGCGCACCGAAGUCCAGCAGCGCGCGGCGGGCUUCAAGGCGGGCGAGGAGGAGACAGAGCUGGCGAACAGACGAGCAGCCGAGCGGGCCGUGGCGGCAGAAGCUAGAAGGGCAGCGCAAAAGGAGGCGGCACGGGCCGCCGCGGCGGCAGCAGCAGCAACAGCAGCAGCAGCAGCACCACUACCACCACCACCGCCCGCGCAGCAACCUGCGCAACCCGCCAAGGAGCUCAAAAUCAAGGGUCUAGCAUCCGACUUGCAGAAAGACCAACGCAAGCGCAAGUCCGGCUCAAGCGGCAAGAAGACCGCCGGCCGUCCCCGAAAGAAGCAGAAGACCGCAGCCGCCGCCGCCGCCGCGGACGACGACGAGAACAUCCAGUACCAACCCCAGCAGCUCCGAGGAAGAACCAGGACCAGCACCCGCACCCGCACCCGCACCAGCACCAGCGCCAGCAGCACCAGCACCGGCACCAGCAGCACCAACAAAGCGGACCUCCUCCAAGCGCAAAGCAGCGGAGCACGACAAUGA